GGGAGUCCAAUGGAAGCUUUCGUCGCAACCCGGAGGAAACAAUCGAGUACAAUUUAGCUCACUAAAAGCAAACCAUUCUUUUACCUGGGAUUAUAAACUAAAUCCUCCUCAUCAGCCUGGAUGACUUGUAAUCUUUGAAUCAUCCAGAACCACCUUAUUAUCCGUUAAUAGCCUCCGUUCGGCCUUGUUUAUACUGAGCAGCUAGCUUGAAUCAGUGAAGCAGGCCCGGCGGUCCGGAGUGAGUUUAACGGGUCGGGAGUGAUUUUCGUCCGGAUCGGCUCCUUUAGCUCACCAAAAAAAAGAAAAUAGAACACAAAUCUUCUCGUUGAAAGGAUCCAGCCCCCACUCACUGAGAUCAAUCAAUGAGUAAGAAGAGAAUAUGACCCAGAUGCAACAAUGACAUCCAGAUUCGGUAAAACCUACAGCCGCAAAGGAGGAGAGGGCACGUCCAAGUUUGAUGAAGUUCUGUCCACCAAGAGAGGCACCCUCAGUACCAAAUGGGGUGAUACAACCUACAAAGCCAAGGUGGGCUCCAAGCGUGUCGGCGCGCCCAAGAAUGACUCUGUUUUGGGAGCUAACAAAAGACCCCGUCCGUCCGGAGAUGGCUUCGAGGAUCCGUUUGGAUUUGACAGCGAUGAGGAAUCCAAACCGGUUUCAUCUCGCACAAGCAACAAGUCAUCACCCGCCAAGCCGGCCUCAGCGGAGCCUCCUCUGGCAGAAUGGCCGGGUGUUUCUCUAGACACGGGGAGCAGAUCUGUCAUUCAGGGAGGAUCCAACAUCUCGGCGUCUGCUGGAGGGAUGUCAUGGCUGCCCAACGACAGGAGCCAGUCAAGGGUGAUGGAGGACACGACUCGGUUCUUUAACAGCAGCAGCAUAGGGAAGUCCCAGCAGAGUCCUUCAAUGUCUCAGAACCAGCACAGCUACUCGUGGUACCAAAACGCUUCAGAGAGUGAUAGGAAGCCGCUGGCACAGACCAUUACCCUGAAGACAGGUUCAGAGGCAGAGUCCACCUAUGACUCGUGGGAUGCCAUCGUAGGUCUCCGUCCACCAUCGCCCAGUCAGGAACCUCGUAACCCCGCCCCCACACUCUCUUGGGCUUCAACAGGCAUCACCUCGGGCAGCUUUGACGUACGGCAGACCCGACAGGAAAAGCCCCCGUCUCCCCCACGGCUCCAGAGCCUGAGUGAGAGCGAGGACCUAGGAGGCGACUCGGACUUCCUAGUUGAGACGUCAGAUUACUCCCAGACCUCCUCGUCCUCAUCAAUUACUAGAAACUCAAACUGUCGGACAUACAGGAGACCGAACAAACAGGGCUCUGGGAAAGCUUCGGACUCCAGUGUCUUUGCUAGCACAGUUUUCCCUGAGCUUCCUAAAACCACGUCUGACGGCAGUAAUAAGACGACGGUCAUUGGAGGUGGGCCGGGCAGAGGACGGACGAGGGACUUCACAGUGCUGCACCCCUCUUCGGUUUCAAAGUGCAAUGUCACUAUCCAGAACCGAGGAGUGGAGGAGUUUAGCACAGAAACAACGGCAUCUAGUGGUAGCAGUGGAGCGGGGUCUGGAAGUACGACGGAGCUGGGAGAGGCAGGAUGGCAACGGAAAAAGAUGGAACAACAAAACACCAGGUUCAGGCAGACCCAGACCAAGUCAAAGAAGGACAGCAAACUGGAGCUGUUUGGUUUUGACGACGCAGACACCCACCAAGAGGAGAACAAUGCAGACAAUGCAGACGGCGGAUCCAACUACAAGAUAAAAUACUUUGGCUUUGACGACAUGAGCGACAGCGAUGAUGACGACGGUAAGAGCUCUAAAGAGAGGAGGAGGGCGAAGAAGGCCGCCAUGGCCAAGGCCACCCCGGUGAUCACCAUAGAAGAAGAAAUGCUGGAUGAUGACGAGCCGCCAGAUCCUUUUGAAAGACUGGAGAUCCAGGAAAGACCAACAUUCAAGGAGAACAAGAAGAACUCAGAGCGGCAGGAAAGCAGGAUACGAGCAGAUGUCCUGGACUUCUCAGAGGAAGGCCUCAGGGUUGUAGCCGGGGCUCCAAGGAGGCCACCUCAGGGCAAACCAGCAGAGAAGAACCCGGACUCCUUCAGGAGAAUCUUCAGUGCACAGAAGAAGUCUCCCACCAAAGCUGUGUACAACGCCAGACACUGGACGGUAGAUAGCGAAGAGGAGCCUCCGCCACCCUUCUUCUCACGACCACAGGCAGCACCUCCUCCAGUAGCAGCUGGAGCAUCCAGUAAAGAGCCCACAGAGACUCAGAAGGAUGACAAUGUGUUUAAGGCUCCUCCACCUCCACCCAAGGUCACCAAGUGUGUAACCGUCCCCACGGAUCUCUACCAGGACGCUGUCACUGCACUCAAAUGUCGCAAAGAGCACAAGGAGCUGUAUACAGUCGUCCAGCAUGUGAAGCACUUCAACGACGUGGUGGAGUUUGGAGAAAACCAGGAGUUUACAGAUGACUUUGAGUAUCUUGCGACUGGUCUAAAGACAGGACAACCUCUCAACACACGCUGCCUUAGUGUGAUCAGCCUGGCUACACGCUGUGCCAUGCCCAGCUUCAGGAUGCACCUCAGGGCCAGAGGGAAGGUGGCUCAGAUUUUCAAAACUCUCAAUGACGCUCCUCAGUUCCCGAACCUGGCUAUGUGCACGGCGUCACUGAUGUACAUCCUCAGUAGAGACCGACUGAACAUGGAUCUGGACCGAUCGUGUCUCGACCUCAUGAUCCGGCUGCUUGAGCUAGACCAAGACCAGGGGGUGGUGGACUGCACCAGCCAGCUCAGUGCCAGGGAGAUCGCCAAGAUGAAGGAGAGGAUCAGGAAGCUCUGUGACACAGUGCACAACAAACACCUGGACCUACAGAACAUAACGACGGGUCAUUUAGCCAUGGAAACAUUACUCUCCUUGACAUCGAAGCGAGCAGGAGACUGGUUCAAAGAGGAACUACGGCUACUGGGAGGGCUGGACCACAUAGUAGAUAAAGUGAAGGAGUGUGCUAAUAAUUUAAACCAGGAGGAAGAUAAGGAGAAGCUGGUGUCAGCUCUGUGGGGAGCAGAGAGGUGUUUACGGGUGCUGGAGAGUGUGACAGUCCACAACCCAGAGAACCAGAGCUACCUGAUCGCCUACAAAGACUCAUCACUGAUCGUCUCCUCUGCAAAGGCGUUGCGGCGGUGUGAGGCGAUGAUCCAGUGUUACAGCAGGGAGCUGAACUCAGACGGAGCCUCGGUGGGGAAGGCUGUGGAGGACUGUAUGAGGGCCAUUAUUGGAGUACUGCUCAAUCUGACACAUGACAACGAGUGGGGCAGUACGAAGACGGGAGAGCAGGAGGAUUUGAUAGUGACGGCUCUGAACUGUGUCCUUAAAGUCCCUCAGUAUCUCCCACAGGAGCAGCGGUUCGACAUCAGAGUACUGGGCCUGGGCCUGCUGAUCAACCUGGUGGAGUACAGUGCCAGGAACAAGUACUGUCUGAUGGAGAUGGAGAUGGAGGGAGGUCAGGGUCCCUGCAACUCCACCGUCCUGAUGAGCCCCCCACACCAGGACAUCACCAGCACCGGGCCGCUGAGCGCCAUCGCUGCACUUGUACAGCUGUUCCUCCAACGGGAGCGAGCUGCCGUUCUGGCUGAGGCGCAGACUGAUGACCUCAUCAAGGAAGCACCAAAGCCUGCACUGGAUCAGAGCGGAGAGUGGCAGGAAACCGGCGGCGAGAUCCAGUGGGUUGCCAAUGACAACAACGACACGGAGAGACAAGACGACAGCAAGAAGAAGGAGAAGGACGAGGAGGACGAGGAGCUGGACCUCAACAAAGCUCUGCAGCACGCAGGGAAGCACAUGGAGGACAGUAUCGUGGCCUCAUACACAGCACUGCUGCUGGGCUGCCUGUGUCAGGGGAGCCCGUUGAAUGUGACUACUGUGAGAGAAAACCUGCCUAAAGGAGAUUUCUCCAUCAUGACAGAAAUGCUGAAAAAGUUCCUCAACUUCAUGAACCUCACGUGUGACGUCGGCACCACGGGACAGAAGUCCAUCUCUCGGAUCAUCGACUACCUAGAGCACUGCUAGAGAGAAGCCUGUCUCACCACGACCAUCUCCUUCAUCCUCAUCACCAUCAUCACCUCAAGUUUUAUUCCCUGCUGGACCCAGGCAGUUUGUUUUCUUUAACACAUCUUCAUCAUCCUCCUCCUCCUCCUUUCUGUGCUGUGAACAGACAUCCUCUUUAUCUUCUAGUUAUCUGAAAAUCCAUGUUUUUCUAGUUUCAGCAGCCCAAACAUGAUCACUGAAUUUAAUUAAGAUGAACUUAAUUCUGUUUCGUAAGCAGGCGUCGUCCUCUGAGUCCAGCUGUGGUCAUGAUUUUACUUUUAUUGAGUUUUUUCCCUCCCAUUUUUGUGAUAAAAUUUGCUCAGAUGGAGUUUAUUUUUCCAUCAGUUUUGAUGGAUUUCCCUUCAAAGUUUCCUCACGGUUCGACUCUUCCGCCCUCCCUUCUUCUCUCUCCUAAAAACACCCCGUCUGUCGCAUCGAUUGCCGGCAGAUUGGAGUGGAGCUGCCAUUUUCUCCAGCCUGUCAUCAAAGCGGCGUGCCCUCCAGCUCUGCCUCUGAAGCUGAUAAUCACCAAAACAACUCAAGUGGUGUGAAAAAAGCAAAAACUACUGACCAAAAUAAUUGCUUUACAUGCCGUGUUCUUCUUCUUCAUCUCUUUUUGCUACUUUGACCCCUCCACUCUGUCGGAAGGAGGCGGUCUGAGGCCAACAAAUCAAAAGUAUUGAUCUGUGCUGGCCUUGGAGCGCAGGGUUCAGAUCUGGAAUUGCAGGUUUUGUGAAGUUUAAGUUGUAUUAUAUGACGGGUCUGCCUGUGAAUGUUUGCAUGGGGUCAGUUUAAGGUGUUUUUCACCUUUAUAUAACCAGAAAUUUUCUCUGAGAGCUUUUCAGCCUCCUACCCAAUUUCGAAUCUCUUGUUCUGUGCUUCUCCCAGCAUGCCGAGCUCACCGGAGCCCGUCUGAAGCCAACAGCACACCUGAGAAUAAAACACAAUGACCCUAGAGGUUGUGAAACUCUCAGGAAACUUUGAGGCACUCCACAUGCUUUCAGAAAACUUUCUCCUUUAAAAGAAUCGAUCGCCUUCUCGCUCCACAUCAAAGCUCUGCGUCUCAGUGGGACCCGGGCCCUCAAGGUCUUGACCUGUCCUCCCUCAGGUCUGUUGAAUUACCGUCCACGUGUGUGUGCUGGCCGCUCGCAGAAAAGCCUUCAAUUACAGCACAGAGGCAGCUGGAGAGAGAGGUUAAAGCUAACUGCUUCUCUUUAGUUUGAACCCAAGCAGCAGCACAGAGGAUCACAGGGAACAAGUUCAUUCUUUUUUCUUCAUGUUUGGUUGUUUAGACUCAGAACUUCAACAGGAAAUCCCAAAGUUUACUCUUUAAACUUAAAUGUAAUUUAAGAAAUCUCCAGAUUCCUUGGAUAAGGUCAGAUCAGUCCAGCAUGAUAGGAUGGCUACACCUUAGACCAGGGUUUUUAAACUUUCAAGGCUUGCCAAAACACCAGACAGUUUCCAAAUCUUAACUACAUUUAAAACAGGGGGCGAUAGAGUUUGAGGGUCAGAAGUUUGAAUUUGAAUAUGAAACUAGAUUAAAUUACAUGGUAUGGAUACCUGUCUUAAUAUGACAGCAAAAUAGGGACCUCUUAGACAUCCAAAACGGCUCAGUUUAGCUGAGAAAUGUUUAUUUCCAACCUCCACAAAAGAAAGGUUUAACUGUACAGUAAGCACACUGAAAUAUCGCAUUCUGUUUAUAGUAAUAAAAGGUUAAAUAAAUGCCAUAUUCUAAGACUUUUAUCUAGAAUCAGAUAGCUCCUCUACUAUUCAUAAGCCAGAAGUGUCUACUCACUUCGCCCUCUGUAUUUCCUGUUUUUUGUUGAUAUUUAGGUUAUUUUACUGGUGAAAAUGCUAAUGCAGGGCUGCGAGGCUGUCAUUAGUCCACAGACCAGGAUGUAGCCUAAAGCGAAACUUUCAGGGACCAGGAGACAUCGCUGUACAUCUCCUCCGAUCUCUCUAUGUCUGUAAAAGACACUGGGGUUAAUGUGUGCCCUUUUAAAAGAUGCUAAAGAGACUUAAUGGGACGUAUUUGUCAACUGGGGAUUACACAGGUAGCAGGGAUAGAGGCUGAGACGGAGGGCGGAGCAGAGAGUCACACUGUGUUCAGAGAGAGUCGCACUGCAGUAAAUCGGGCAAGAUGAUUUUUAAAACCACCAGAUAAUCAGGCCUUUGCUGACAUUGGUCAGGCUGAAAAUUGAGUGAUGAAUCCUGCUUAAAAAACACCACAUUUGUGGAUUAUUUGGAGAAAGUAUCGGUUAAGGGGAGCCUUGAAUCCACAUGAUUUUAGAGUGGUAAAUCAGGCUCAAAAUUGUCCAUAUCAAAACGUGGCAGGUGGAUUUGUGCGUGUUAUUAAAACAGUUUUAUAUCAGUUGAUUUCUAUGAGAACUUCUAUAUUUGGAAGUUUAAAAUUAUGGUAUCGUGUCGACUGUUUUCCAGGGUCGCCGCGUUGAUAAUUAAAAACUCUGCUGUGUAAAGGAAGCAGGGAGGGUGAAACAGAGAGAGGAUGUGAAAGAGAUUUAAUUAUCGCAUAAUUCACAAUGUUGUAAUUAAUGCUUCACAAACUGAUUUUAUUCAAGUGAAGAUCUUCUGAGACUUUCUCCAUAAAAUGAUUGAUAUUUUAUCAAAAACUGAAGCUUCUUCUGAGCAAAGUCACGUCUACUUUGAAAAAUGUAUUUCUUCCUGUCAGUGAUUUUGCUGAAAAAAGUGUACCCCCAGAAAGCCUGCAGUUAUUUAAUUUGAUUUUGGCAUGAGAAGAGAUGUUUUUGUUCAUUUGGUUUUAUAGAUCUGUAAAGUGAGGAUGUUUAAUAGUAUUUUUUAUUAUUUUGGUUCAUAAAGUUCUCUUUAUUUUAAGUUAACAGCUUGUGUCAUCAAACACCCCGUUCAUCUUGUCAUCACCAUGUUCAAACUCAAACACAGUUACACUCCUUUUUUGUUUGAAAGUUUACAAGAGCUUUAUUCACAGACGUCUGCAGAAUGAAUGGACGAGCUUUUUUGUACAUAUUUGUUGUACAUAGAUUGAUUUCCUCGUGUAGGAGGAGAGGCC
Messenger RNA from Cheilinus undulatus (humphead wrasse), 7120 nucleotides. It is a transcript of the gene waplb, whose product is annotated as WAPL cohesin release factor b. The transcript has 21 exons. Lineage: Eukaryota; Metazoa; Chordata; Actinopteri; Labriformes; Labridae. The coding region runs from base 397 to 4056 and encodes 1219 amino acids. The record is from RefSeq and is a predicted model, not a curated record. Gene Ontology annotation, biological process: regulation of chromosome condensation.